AUGUUGGACGAUCUUAUGGAGCUCAGCGUGAGCUCCGACUGCCCCAGCAACAACACGGCAGGCGACGUGCGCGGGGCCUCCGUGACGCACCGUAUCUUUGACCCGCUCCGCUGGGACGGGGCCUCCGCCGCGGCUCACGUGGCUCGUGUGAACCUCCCAGACGCCUUUGCCCGCCGCCGCCAACGCGCCGUUGGUGUCGCACUCGUCUGUCCGUGUUGCAGGGCUCUCUGGCUCUCUCGCGAAGGGUGGCUGACGGCAGCGAGCGCAUUGCGCCCCUAUUGCUUCACGGGGCAUACCUCUCCUAUGAGAAAGACGUGCGGCGGUGCCAAGUGGCGAUAUUGUUGCUCCUGGAAGCCCCAGCGAAGGAGACGCUGCUCUCGCCGUGCAUCUGCCAGUUCUUGCGGCAGGAGCUGCGGCUCAUGA
This is a messenger RNA of Trypanosoma conorhini, 423 nucleotides long. RefSeq lists its product as uncharacterized. NCBI's taxonomy places the organism in Eukaryota, Euglenozoa, Kinetoplastea, Trypanosomatida, Trypanosomatidae. Bases 1 to 423 code for a protein of 140 amino acids. The record is from RefSeq and is a predicted model, not a curated record. The transcript has a single exon.